AUGAAUUCAAUGGAGACUGGAAACAAUACAACUGUGACAGAGUUCAUUAUUUUGGGGUUAACGGAGGAUACCUCAAUUAGUGUCAUUUUAUUUAUUGUGUUUCUAGGAAUCUAUGCGGUCACCUUAAUGGGCAACGUCAGCAUCAUUGUGUUAAUCAGAAGCAGCCCUCAGCUUCAUACCCCAAUGUACCUUUUCCUCUGCCACUUGGCCUUUGUAGAUGUUGGUUAUUCCUCAUCAGUCACACCUGUCAUGCUCAUGGGCUUCCUCAGGGAAGGAACCUCUAUCUGUGUUGCUGGCUGUGUGGCCCAGCUCUGUUCUGUGGUCACCUUUGGGAGCGCUGAGUGCUUCCUGCUGGCUGCCAUGGCCUAUGAUCGCUAUGUCGCCAUCUGCUCUCCCCUGUGCUACUCCUCCCACAUGGCCCCCAGAAUCUGCCUUCUCUUAGUGGCGAUGUCCUACCUAGGUGGAUGUGUGAAUGCUUGGACAUUCACUGGAUGUUUAUUAAGUCUAUCCUUCUGUGGACCAAAUAAAAUCAAUCACUUUUUCUGUGACUAUUCACCACUUUUGAAGCUUUCCUGUUCUCACGAUUUUACUUCUGAAAUAAUUCCAGCCGUCUCCUCUGGCUCCAUUAUUGUGGUCACUGUGUUUAUCAUUGCUCUGUCUUAUGUCUACAUCCUUUUCUCAAUUCUGAAAAUGCACUCCACUGAAGGGCGUCACAAAGCCUUUUCCACCUGCACCUCCCACCUCACAGCGGUCACUCUGUUCUAUGGAACCAUCACAUUCAUUUAUGUGAUGCCCAAGUCCAGCUACUCAACUGAACAAAAUAAAGUGGUGUCUGUGUUCUAUACGGUGGUGAUCCCCAUGUUGAAUCCCCUCAUCUACAGUCUGAGGAACAAGGAGGUUAAACAGGCCAUGAGAAAAUUGAUGGCUAGAACACACUGGUGGUCCUAA
This is a messenger RNA of Rhinolophus ferrumequinum (greater horseshoe bat), 948 nucleotides long. Its product is annotated as olfactory receptor 508. Gene Ontology annotation, biological process: sensory perception of smell; G protein-coupled receptor signaling pathway. The record is from RefSeq and is a predicted model, not a curated record. Gene Ontology annotation, cellular component: membrane. Gene Ontology annotation, molecular function: G protein-coupled receptor activity; olfactory receptor activity; odorant binding. Bases 1 to 948 code for a protein of 315 amino acids. Lineage: Eukaryota; Metazoa; Chordata; Mammalia; Chiroptera; Rhinolophidae. The transcript is spliced from 2 exons.